UUCAAGAUGGCCACCUCCUGUGAGGAAGUGCGAAUAUGAACGUUUAAAACGAUGUUUCCCCUGUAAAUUUAAGGUUUUUAUGUGAACCCAAACCGGGAUUGAAAUUAUUAGAAUUAGACGUUGGUCUCGUGUAUCAAAAGUGUGUAAAUAUGUGCAUAAUUAGAGUAAAUAAGUGCAAUGUAAUUUAAGUGUAUAGCAUAGUCCAAAGAUAAGGAACUCUCCAAUGUUUUUGUGUACAAAUUGACGAAUUCAUCGUAAAAAUAACAAGAAAAAGCGGCUCGAGAAAGCCUCCAGAACCACGUUCCAAAUGCAAACAAUGGACAAAAUCCAAGUGAAGAAAGAGCCUCCGCCCACAGAUCAUCAGUCGUUAAAAGCACCUUCUGACGUUUCCGAGAUUUGUUUCGUCUGUGGUAACAAGCACCAUUCUCAGACGUACUGGCUGAACGUACAUCCUGUACCAAAUAAGCCGAAAGAACCCCAUUUUCCCUUUUUAAGUUCUCACGCACCCCCGACAGGAUACGUCCCGAAAAGUGAUAUCGCCGUUCCUGCUUGCUACCUCUGUUACAAUUUGCUUAUAAAACAAUGGGACGCUCAUGAAUUAACCGCUCGGCCUCAUUCGGAAAGGCUUUAUUGGUUGAAAAGAGUCGAUAAUGGGCCGUACACGGGGGCCGAUAUGGGCGUCCAGGGGGAAUACGCUGCUCAAGUUAUAGGUUUGAACAAUGAAAAUAGUACCGGAAGUAACGUUAGACCUCCGAGCAGAAGAGAGGAUGUUAAAGUGGAAAUUUCGCCGAGGCCUUCACAGAUCGUGAGCGAGAACCGUGAGCAGGCCGAUAUGAUCCCUGAAGGUGCUCCUCUGGACUUGACACACAGCCAGCCUUCACUCCAGUCGCUUCCAGUAUUCCACAACCAGAAUUCGAACUCGUCGACCGGAACGGAUAUCCUCGACCUGAGUAUGCCUGACAAGAACUCGACGACGGAAGUGUGUUACGUCUGCGGCGACGGUUUUCCGCGCGGCAGCCUCGAGACCAUCGCCGCCAAGCAGCUGCCCGACUCUCCAGUGCAGCCGUUUUUCCCCAGUUUGAUCGAGCACCCGCGCCCCAGCCGCUCGCGCCCUAUCGACUCCGGCGGCCGGGUGCAGGCCUGCACCGAGUGCCAAAAACACCUCAUCAAGCAGUGGCAGGCCUUUCAAGCCCAACGGGUGCCCCAUUCCGAGCGGAACUACACGCUGAGGAAACGACAAUCGUCGACUUUGGACACUACGACUUUUAUAUGUUAUACUUGUGCCUUGGAAUAUCCUUCCAGUAGCAUACGGUUGCUCUAUUGUUGUCCGAAUGCCGAAAAGGAAAAGUAUUAUCCGUUUAUACAGACGCUGAAGGCGCCGCCGGGCGCCAGCCCCAUAAGUCCGCAAGGGAUGGUUCAAGUGUGUUAUAUCUGUUAUAAGGCCAUACCACAAAAACAUCAGGUGUUUGGUGGUGAUCCUAGUGCUAUUGUUAAUAAUCAUGUGUCGGUGACUGACGUGCAGUAUCACAAUAGUACUUCCUCGAGGCCAAGUACGGUUAAAUCGCCUGCCAAUAGUGCCGGUUCCGAUAUUAGAUAUAAGCCUUACGACAUUAAUCCUGCUAUUAUCACGAGUAAGAAGAAACAAGCCGCCUUGGAAAGUCGACAAUUGAUGAAGGCGAGCAUGGCUUCGAGAACCACCUCACCUGCCCCCGACGUCAAUGGUCAACCGUUGACCCAGAGUUACAGAUGCUACAUUUGCGCAGGUCUUUUUCCUCGAACCCAAAUGGAAUGGUUGAGUACUUCGCCUGAGGGAAUGAAUUCACACGCUAUGCAUUUCCCUUGUCUUCGAAACGUCGCAAGGACUUCGGAAAAUAGCUGUAUGGACUCUCACGGACGAGUACUCAGCUGUACCAGAUGUGUUAACCAUUUGGCUCAACAGUGGGAAACGUACGAGAACGAAAGAUUACCUCUGGAAAGACGGAGGUAUGAAAUUCCAAUACCUGAUCCUUCGACGUCGAACGGCGAUAGAGGGAUUCCUACACCUCCAAGUACAAACAGUGAAAGGACAAUAGCAAGUAAUCCAGGAGGGAGCAGCAUCUACUGUUUUCUUUGUGGAUUACAUUCGGAGUUUACUUUAGCUAGAGUGGUCUAUGGUAGACCACAAGGACGCAAUGCUCCUUAUUUUCCCUAUCUUCUUCAACGUGUCAGUCCUCCAAACACUGAACAGUUGCGAGAAGAUGGUUCAGCUCUAGUCUGUACAUUCUGUUACCACAGUUUAGUGAGUCAAUGGAGGAGAUAUGAAGCUCAAGGAGCCGCAGCUCCUCCUGCUGACAAACGUGAAUACAACACUCACGAUUACUGUUGUUACGUCUGCGGGAUUACUACCUACAGAAAACGCGUGAGGGCGCUGUUAAUCAAGGAUUUUCCGUUUCUCAGGUUUCAUCCCCAACCUGAGCGUUCUUUAUUGUUGGAAAACGGCGAUUAUGCUGUUGUUUGUUUGGAUUGUUAUGAAACAUUAAGAACGCAAAGUUUAGAAUAUGAAAGGUGGGGGUUACCAUUAGAUAAACGUCAGUAUAAUUGGAUAACGCAACCUCCGCCUCCUGAAGAUAGUCCGGAAGCCACAAUCGCAAGACUGCCGAGUGGACAACGAAGUGAUAAAGUUGUCCCUCCGACUUUUUUGGCUAAACCGACAAAGAAAAAUUGUUCACCGAAAUUGGUGGAGAGGAAGUCUGGAACGAAAUCGGAACCUGCAGUACCCAACAGUCCCAAAAUUGUGGCUUCUACAAAUGGCAACACUAAACCACGGGUUACCACCGGCCAUGCAGUCCCAGGUCCCGGCCCCGGGACUCAGUCUCAAAGCUCGCAUUCUUUCGCGGCGGCAUUACGUAACUUAGCUCAACAAUCAGUCCCUGGUAGCGAACAUUCAUCAACCACACCAUCAACCCAAGAGCCAUUACGCCGAGAAUCAGCCAGCGUCCCAGUUACGGAGAAGCCAAAAGUCACCACUGAAUUACCUUUGUACGCAACGUCAUCUAUACGACCACCCGAAACUCGAAUGUCGGUAGGAAAUUCAAGCGAUAGAUAUCCACAGGCUUGUUUAACCGAUUUAGGACGAAGCGGUUUUCAACCGUAUCGUCCUGAAGAAAGGAUUCCGCCGGUUCCUAUAGGAUUAGACGUACCAGGAUAUCCACCAUAUCCGUAUCAAUCGCUUCCGAUAAUAGACGAACAGCUUUAUUAUGAUCGAAUGGGGUUGUUGAGGCCACCGUGGACGCCUUUAGGGGCGGCGUAUUUGCCGUAUAUGAUUCCGGGGGCGUCCAUGCCGAUGUAUCUACAUGAAAGGUUAAAGAUGGAAGAGGAGCACCGGCGGUUGGCGGCGGCCCGCAAGGAUGAGCACAGCGAACGCGAGUUGUUAGAACAGCGUGAGCUUUUGCAGCAGCAGCGAGAACGCGAGCAGCGAGAGAAAGAGAGGGCUCAACGUGACCGUGAGAAAGCUCAACAAGCUCGGAUAUCCCCUCACAUGACUCCGUCUCAUCUCUCGGCGCAAUCCCCGAUGAUGCUUCCGAUGUUACAUUCCGGUCCAAUGUUACCAUCGACUCCUCUCAGCCUGACUUCGACAACCCGUCAAUCGCCCCUCAGUGCUGGUUUUCUAACUCCUAGUUCUCUGUCGCACAAUUAUUCCGUUCCGCGUUCGAGUCCAUCGCUACAACGACAUUCUCCUCAUACGAAUCUACAUUCUGGCUCCGGUUAUGGGACGCUCAAUUUGAGUCAGCAGAGACAAUCACCGAUCAUUCAGCCGUCGGGGCCUCUGAUUAAUAAUGCGAGUUUAGGACAGUUAUCUAGUCAAGCACCGAAACCACCGACACCCAAGUCGAGUACAGUGCCUAAGAUUAGUGUGGCGUCGUCGACGAUUACGAGUACGAGUGUGGUUAAUUCGAAUUCGGCGAGUGAUGUGACCAAAACUGUCGAUGAUCGGCCGACUGCUUCAAGCGCAGCCAGGAAGCCUACCAUAGCACCGAAUCCGCUUUAUCAACUUAAUACACAAGCAGAACUUCAAAAUGUCCCCCUACCGAGUAGCAACAAAAUUAUUUUAAAAUCGAACGGUCAAGAAUCGCAAAAAUGUAAACCAUCUCCGUACAACAUUGACUAUAUCGUAAAGGAUUUGGCCACGCCGAAACAACCCAAGGAACAAUCUGAAUCUCUGCCGAAGAAUGGUGCUAAAAUCAAAAACGAAAGUAUGGAAGUUGUCGCGCAAAAAGAAGAGAAAAAACCGAAGGAAGAAGGCCGAUUUUUCGACAGCGUAUAUUCAGAUAUGAGUUCCGAGGUGAAACACCCUAGCACGCCGGUGAACAAUGUCAGUCAGCAGACCCAUAGUCCGCAACUGCCGGUGCCAUCCCCUAACUUACCGAUUGAACCGAAAGAAUGCCAUAAACAGGUCCUACCAAAUACUUUUGUUCCUACCAUAAAUAAUAAUUAUAUAAGCGCACCUCAUAGUACUAGUCAGAAUGAAUUACGUAAGACAGACUGUUUCGAGACACAUUCCACGGACUUGCCGCCGGAAAAGGCGAACAAUUCCGCUAAAAACGCGCCACCGUUGACGUUAAAACCAAUCAAUAAACUGUGCAACACCACUGACGGUGUCGAAAACGCCACCUACCAGAAACCGACGAGCGAAAGCUCAUCUUUCACCGUACUUAACAUACCGAAUUUGAAUUUCCAAGCGCCGCCGAUAAAGCGACAAAAAUUGAGCAAAAUCGACGUCGCGACGUUAAGGAGGAAAAUCAGACGACAGAAGCGCCUAAUCAAGCCCAAAGAACCGAAGAUAAUCAACGAUAACAAUACGAAAGUAACCGUAGAUUUCGGAGUGUCCGUUUUCGGCUAUUCGGAGAAUUCCAGUUCCAGUUCAUUGUCCAGCUCGGAGGGUGAGAGCGAGGGGCCGGAGGUCGAUUUGUGGAUUAAAUCGGGACCGCCGUGCAAACUCGAUCUGAGACCCGAGAAAGUCAGAUUCUUGGAGAUAUUUGGACUCACGACACAUACAAAAAAGAAUUAUGUUGAACUGGAAAAGUUGGAAAGACGAAAAUGGCAGCCGACUUGGAACAUUGCCGUCGAAGAUAACGAUCGUGUCGUUCCGUUAAAUUUACCAGUGCCUUUGCAGUCACCCUCUGUCUUAAACACUUUGCCGGAUUUUCGAAUGAAAAACAAUUUUUUGCAGCUUUUGGGACUGCGAAACGUUCCUGUCCAAAUGAGGCAAGAGUUGGAAAAGACAUGGAUCAAAAUCGUUGAAGAACGAAUACGAAGGAACUGCGAAUCAGCUUUAACGAAAUACACCAUUAAAGCGUACAAAAAGCAUAAAGCCGUUAAUAAAUUAAAACCAAAUGGCCUAAUUGAAACUAACCAUAACAAUAAUUGUGCCGAUAUCGCGUUUAAAAUUCCCAUAGUUCACCAGUAUGGGCAAACGAUUCCGACUAUUAAACAAGAAGAGCCGUUGAACAAUUCGAAAAAUAUCGAAUACAACUAUGUCCCUCUGACGAUGGUUUUAGUGGAACAUCCGAAAAACAGUCGGAUGGAGAGUGACGUCAAAAUUGAAGAAGUUAAAUCUGAAGAAACGGAAAAACCUAAAUUAUUGAAGUGGCCUGGGAUUCAAGAGAUUAUGGAGUCGUAUCAAGCUUUUUCAAAAGAACGUGAAGGGGAGAUUGAGACUUUAACAAAGCGUUGUACUUCUUUGAAAGAAGAAGUAAUAAUGAAGCAGUUCGAGGUCAAGUACCUUGAGCGUCGGCAGAGGGAGCUGCAUUCGACGUUAUUUCUAACGGAGCAAGAAAGAAAGCGACUACAAAAAAUGAUCGACCAAUUAAACAAUAUCGUCAAUGCUUUUAGGUAGCAUAAGAUUAACAACAAUUUGAUGGAUAAAUUAUACUUUUAAUUGUUUAACAUUUUUUGUUGAUUUACAUAACAGUAUCUCAAUUUCAAGUGUAGAACGCUCUUCUACCUAUCACUAGAGUGGACGUAUUGAAACUGAGAUAUAUACCUGUAUGAAUUGUUUUUUUUUGUACUAUUGUUAUCUAAUCGGACCAAGUUCAGAAUUUGAUUUGUUGUAUUUUUUAUUACGUUUCUUGGUUUAAUCACAUUGUUGAGUGAUGUCGAUUUUUUAUUAAAUGAAACUAAAUUUAAAAGACUGUGAUGGGAAUAUUAAAAACAAAAUGGUGGGUUUUAUACUUUUUAAAAAUCAUUAUUAUUAAAAAAUAAAAUAGUAUUAUGUGAAAGCUUCCAAAACUUAACCGCGUUGUAAUUAUUUUUAAGGUUUUCGAAUAUAAAUCAUAAACCGAAUUUAAGAGGAGAACUAUGUUUAUUUGGUAUGUUUAUUUUUACGGGUGUUUUUAGUUGUAAGUAGGAGAGAGUGGUGUUCACUUAUUCUGUGAUAAUACAAUUUUAGUAAUCGUAACGUAAAAAACUGUUUCUAGCAUGACAAACUUAAUAAAUGUACAGAAGUA
Molecule: messenger RNA, 6485 nt
Organism: Tribolium madens (black flour beetle)
Lineage: Eukaryota; Metazoa; Arthropoda; Insecta; Coleoptera; Tenebrionidae
Exons: 15
Coding region: 308-5875 (1855 amino acids)
Source: RefSeq, a predicted model, not a curated record